Messenger RNA from Amaranthus tricolor (Joseph's coat), 1271 nucleotides. RefSeq names its product peroxisomal membrane protein 11C. Gene Ontology annotation, cellular component: peroxisomal membrane. Gene Ontology annotation, biological process: peroxisome fission; regulation of peroxisome size. The transcript has 8 exons. NCBI's taxonomy places the organism in Eukaryota, Viridiplantae, Streptophyta, Magnoliopsida, Caryophyllales, Amaranthaceae. The coding region runs from base 329 to 1036 and encodes 235 amino acids. The record is from RefSeq and is a predicted model, not a curated record.
UCUUUGGAACAUUUUCUUUUUCUUUUGAUGCAAAAAAUCUUGAGCUAAAAAAAUCUCCCAUACAAAAAAGGGAAAAAAAAAACUUUUAUAUUUACAAAAAAAGCGAUUAAUCAAAUCCAAAUUUGUUGGGUAGUAAUAGAAGAAGAGAGGCAGAGGACCAAACUAGCCCUUAUCAGAUUUUAGAGGAAAAGAAAUUUAGCUUUUUUUUUUUCACUUCUUAUUCUCCCUUUUUUGAUAAUCUUGGGGAGGCAGAAAAUUAUCGCCCGCCAGCUGAACAAACCCAAUAUUCAAUCUUGAAAAAUUUUCAGGAAAGUGAAAAAGUUAAAGUAUGAGUUCACUAGAUGUGCCCAGGGCUGAACUUGCUCUUUUAGUCCUGUAUUUGAACAAAGCUGAAGCCAGGGACAAGAUAUGCAGGGCAAUCCAAUAUGGUUCAAAGUUCUUGAGUGAUGGUGAGCCAGGUACCGCACAAAAUGUUGAUAAAUCAACCAGCCUGGCUAGAAAAGUCUUCCGUCUCUUUAAGUUUGUUAAUGAUUUACAUGCUCUGAUUAGCCCUGCUCCUGCUGGAACUCCUCUUCCAAUUGUUCUUCUGGGGAAGUCGAAAAAUGCUCUAUUGUCGACAUUUUUGUUCCUUGAUCAAUUUGUCUGGCUUGGCAGAAGCGGAAUCUAUAAGAACAAGGAGCGGACUGAUUUGAUUGCCAAGAUAUCUCUUUACUGUUGGAUGGGUUCCUCUGUCUGUAAUUCGCUUGCUGAGAUUGGAGAACUUGGAAGGCUUGCUGCCUCAAUGAAGAAGUUGGAGAAAGAGCUUAAGGGCAGUGACAAAAACCAAAAUGAGAAAUACCGAGCUAAGGUUCAGAAUUAUAAUGACAGGUCCUUGGCCUUGAUUAAAUCUGCCUUGGAUAUUGUUGUGGCUGCUGGACUGCUCCAAUUGGCACCCAAGAAAAUAACUCCUCGUGUGACUGGGGCCUUUGGUUUUGCUACAUCUCUCAUUUCAUGUUAUCAGUUGCUUCCAUCACGACCUAAGUCCAAGACAUCCUGAAGAAGGGGAAGCGCCUCAUUCCUGCAAGGUUGAAAGGAGUAUAAGAAGCCAUGAUCCAUGUUUGUGUAUGUUUGGAAGACUAGAAUUUAAGUAAUGGUGAGAUUUCACCUGUUAUUACGAACCAUUCUCGUUUCUUUCUUUCAUGCGUAACUUUGUCUUUACACUUCACUAUAGAAAUAAUAUAUUUGUUAAUUAAUGUUGUCUAACCGAUAAAGCAAAUGCUAUAUUCAUACAA